GAUGGCUCAGGUGUCUGUCGGCUGUGCGUGGUUUAGCCCAAUUCUCGGCUGGCGAUCAUGCUCGUUACUCGUUACUUGUCACUCGUUACACUUACCGUGGGCACCACCCAGGACUCCCUCCGUCUUGGCUCAUUUCUGAUAACUUGAGACCUUGUUGAUUGGAGGUCGGAAUUAUCGCCUGGAAGCCAGAUUCUCCCAGAUGUCCGAGCUCCAGCUCCAGUGGCGGAUCCAAUCCAGGCUGGCGGCGGGCAGGGCAGGUCCAUCCCGGUUACGGCCUGAAACAACCACUGGCAUAAUAAUAGUAAUAAUGCCACGGUCCGUGUGGGAACUGAGAGCUAGGAACUGGGAAGCGGGUGACGGCCUCCUCCGUAGUCCCGGCCGUUUAAUCUUCCGGGGGCGCGAUCUCGGUCUGGGCCCGUCUGGAGGUCCAAAUAGCGUGAUGUUUGCUAGGGCCAUGCAAGCCCUGAUCACUAGCCCUGGAGAUGUCAGGCUUAUCCCUUCAUGCGUGUCCAUCCCAAAUGGGUAUAAUCAAAUUCCCUCCACGAAGGGGGAAACACUACCAUCGACGGGGUAUUUACUAGUUGUUGGACGACGAUCUGGAACCUCCCAUCGCCACCUGAUGACCCGGUCAAACGAGACGUGUGGAUGUCGUCGUGCAUGUCUGGGUCUGCGUGUCCCGUAUUCGGCAAUACCCCUCGAAUGCGUGAGCAUCACCCCAUGCGAGGCGAGGUACGGAGAGUUCAGAAGUUGCCUGGGUGGAUGAGCGAUGUCCCGAGCCAUGGGCGCCGUGUCUGGAAAACAGUUCCGUAAAUCCAUCCGGUUCCUGCUAGUUGAUGUCACACGGAGGGGGUGGGAUGAACUCAUAAUUACAUCUGACGAUACUAAGAGACUUAAAGAUAGGCACUAUGGCUGCGAUCGCAGGCGGACGGCGCGUCAGGUGAUUCGCUCGGAACCCCGGCGAAAGGUUGGAAUGCCGACCAGGUCCACCCAACCAUGCAGCUACUUCACAGUACUGACUGAAUACACAUUGGCUGGCUAAUGUUUCCCCCUCGCCAGCGUCUC
Aspergillus sclerotioniger CBS 115572 is the source of this 1062-nucleotide messenger RNA. RefSeq lists its product as uncharacterized. The transcript has 2 exons. Bases 200 to 763 code for a protein of 187 amino acids. The record is from RefSeq and is a predicted model, not a curated record. Lineage: Eukaryota; Fungi; Ascomycota; Eurotiomycetes; Eurotiales; Aspergillaceae.